Messenger RNA from Didymodactylos carnosus, 693 nucleotides. NCBI's taxonomy places the organism in Eukaryota, Metazoa, Rotifera, Eurotatoria, Philodinida, Philodinidae. The record is from the annotation of a GenBank genome assembly.
AUGUCAGCACCAGCCAAAGAAGUACCAACUGUUGAUAUUAAUUAUUGGAAUAAGAAAUGGGUUGAUGAACAGAUCGCAUUUCAUAGAUCCGAUAUUCACGAAUUGUUGAAAAGCAAUAUGGAUAUUGUAUGUAGUAAGGAAAAUAAAAUGAAAUUUUUAUUUCCACUAUGUGGUAAAACCCUUGAUAUGAAACAUAUGUUAGACAAAGGACAUGAAGUAUUCGGAAUUGAAGGCUCUAAAGUCGGUAUUGAGGCCUUUUUAAGCGAACAUAAUCUUACAUAUUCAAUAACCGAUGAUGGAAAUUACAAAGUUUAUAGAGCGAAUGAGUUACCAAUUACGUUUUAUCAUGGAGAUUUCUUUUUAUUCGACAGAUUGCUACCUGAAAUCGAUGUCAUAUGGGAUAGAGGUGGAUUAGUUGCGGUUAAUAUUGCCGAUCGAGAAAAAUAUCGUGAUGUACUAAUUCGUUUAAUGACUCCUACGACGAAACUAUUCGUUGUAGCUAUGUUUUAUGAUGAUGAAGAAAUUGUUGGACCUCCAAUGUGUUUAACAGACGAACAAGUUCAACAACUCUUUGCUCCGAAAUGUACAAUCAAACUGAUUACAGCAUUAGAUUGCACUGAAGAUUUCUCUACUCGUCAUAAAAAACCUGUUAAACGGAUGGAGGAACGGCUACAUUUGAUUCAGUUAAAAUAA